AUGGAAAAAUAUGAUACUUCUCAGCUCACUGAGUUUCCCCGUUUCGAGGGUGAUUCCAAUCAAGGGGGAGUUACUAAUUUUUUAAAUAAAUUAUGGAAGUUCCCGAUAUUUACGGGAAGUGAAACUGGUGAUAGUGAAGUUAAAACUAUUGAGACUAAGCAGAGUGAGGUCCAUAAUGUUGAGAAGCAGGAUUAUGAAGAGAAUAAAGUAGAGACAGCAAGCGUUGUUGAAUGUGAGGGACGGAGUCUGCAGAACAUAGUUAAUCGUAUAAGCGGUUACGCAAAGUCGGGAACACGUUACGCCGAUACUGAACUCGCUCGCUACUGGAUGCCGGACGAUAUAUCCCGUGAAUGUUACGAGUGUGCUGUUCGGUUCAGCGCAUUGAGACGCAGGCAUCACUGUCGCGUGUGUGGACAGAUAUUCUGUUCACGCUGUUGUAGCCAAAGAGUCCCAGGUCACAUUUUCGGCUGUGCCGGUGGUCUAAGGGUGUGUACUUAUUGCUGCAACGUAGUAUUAACAUAUUUAAGAGAAAAUGAUAUGACUGAGGAUAUAUCGCCCGAUCUUAAAACACUACAAGAGAGCUUACAGGUAAAAUUAGUGAAGUUUCCAUCUAACAAGCCGUCUCCAUCGAGCAGAGAGUUCCUGUUCUCUCAUGAAGUAGAGUCCGGGGAUGUCCGGAGCAAUAAAGAACCACUGGCUGAUGUGUUUAGACAACUUUACUACGCUCUGCCAACACAACAACACAGAGCCCAAGCCGUUCUAUUAUGUCAGAGCCUGCUACUAACGGGUCUCAUGGAGCGCGUCACAGAGCCCGCUCAGUUCGCGGACUACGCCCUCUACCGGCCGCUACAGCUAGAGAACAAUGACACUACUGAUAUUACUACAGGUGAAGAUCCAUCCGAGGAAUGUAACAACAGGCUCGUUGAAAGUGUUUCUUCAUACUGUCUGGAUCUUAACCUGGGAAACAGUUCAGCGAGGUUGAUUAAAGCUACUAAAACUGAAGUGAAAGCGUCAUCUACAGGCGAAGAGGAAGAACCGAUUUUAGACAAUUCUGAAGAGGCCCGUCAGCCGUGUAAGUCUAUCGAGCAGUCGGGAGAGGAUCACCUCAAGCUGUUGAUGCGUCAACAGCUCGCUCGGGAGGCGCUGCCGGCCAUCUGGCUCGACACGCUGUACCCGCUGUGUGUGAGAGCAGCUGAUGUUACGGCUAUAGAUAUGAUGAGCAACGACAUCGAUAUCCGGAACUACGUUCAAGUGAAGAAAGUCCCGGGCGGGGAGAUGACCGACAGCUGCCUUAUACAGGGUGUGGUGAUGACUAAGAACGUGGCUCACAGAGGCAUGCCGAAAAGAAUAACGAAUCCGUCGGUAUUACUUCUGGAUUGUUCGAUCGCUUACCAGAGGGUUGAAGGGAAGUUGACUUCUUUGGAGCCACUUCUGAUGCAGGAGCAAGAAUACUUAGUGCGUUGCGCUGCGAGGAUAUCAGCGCUUCGCCCCAAGGUGGUGUUAGUGAGAGGGAGCGCCGCCCGCGCUGUGCAAGACGCUUUGAGAGCGGAGGGCGUAGCGCUAGCUGUGGGUGUACGAGAUAAGGCUCUCAAACGAAGCGCUAGAUGCGCUAAGGCUGACCUAGUUACUUCUAUAGACGCAAGGAUUGGAAUGCCUAGAUUGGGUGUCUGUAAAAACUUUUACGUUAAAAAUUUCACAAGUAAGACUUUGAUGGUGCUAGAAGGUUGUGCGGAACCAAAUCUAGGUUGUUGUAUUCUACUCCGCGGCGGAUCUCUACAGGAGUUAGUCCGAGUGAAAAGGAUAGUCAAGUUCAUGUUGCUGGCCUGUUACAACUGGAAAUUGGAGAAAUCUUUCUUGGCGGAUAUAGAAGCUAUACUUCCUGAACCAGAUACCUUCGUUGAUGAUAGUGAAGAGACGGUUCUCGAUGAUAAAUAUAAGAAAGACGUUAAAGACAAAGCGUGCAUACCAGAAGAUGAUAAUAUAUUUGGCAAUCCAAGUACGGAAUCGAUAACCGAGCUCGGAUGUAAGGAAGAUGUGAAUGAAUGUAAUAAAGAUGAGGUCGAAAAAAUAAUAGAUGAUGGGAACGCUACGAACGAAAAUGAGAUCAAAAAUAGCGAAGAUUCGUUCAAAUACAAGCAAUUCGGUAGGAAAUUGGAUUGUGACAAGAAUUUAAGUUGUGGAGUUCCUAUACAAGAUUUUAGUGAUCCUUUACACUCCCGGCUAUCGGGAGACGAAGACGUGUUCCUUACUAACGAAGAAGCUGAACUGAAAGCCGAUACACACAGCGAGAGAUGGUGUACUGAUGACGUAGUACUAUCGAUGUCUCCUAACAUCGUGAUUCCAGCGCCCGAGCUGUCUCUACUCAGUAGACCCGCGCCUCACACGCCUCGCGUGCACAGAAAGGAUUCAGCGAGACUACCCUCGGAGAAAGAGAAAGAAAAGGAGCGUCACCCGUUUGUCACUCAGCCGAUAACGACUUCAAUGGACGACCCCGCGCUGAGAGCGUCGCUAGCACACUUCAGAGCGACCGGCGGGGUGUUGGCUGCGGGGAAACAUAACCCCGAGUGUCCUCAAUACAAGUGUUCUAUCGUGCGCCCGGUGGAGGUCGGCGAACCGUCCCCCGCGCAGCUCGGCCCGCUGUGUCCCGAGCGGCACCAGUUACUGAGCGUGCUGCUCUACAGCUACAGCAGCAAGAGUCCCAACGUGCCAGACUUCUGUGUCAACCCGUGGAUAGUAACUAUGGAGAUGUACGGUCGUCACGACAUCUCGCUGGGCGCCUUCCUUGAGAAGUAUUGUUUCAACGCGGACCAGAAGUGCUCCUCGCCUAACUGUCCCGUGCCCAUGAACCAACACGUUAGGAGGUUUGUGCACGAAGACGUGUGUAUAACAAUAACUUGCAACACGAUAGGACACAGCAACGUGGAUAAAACCAACGAACAGAACAAACAGGUAGUGUUUUGGUCUCGCUGUGACGCGUGUGGUCGCUCGUGGCCAGGUCGUGUAGUAUGUCGUCGCUCGCUGGGCCUGUCCUUGGCUCAGUUCCUCCGUGGUCGUGUCCGCGCGCCCCGCUACGCCCGCCGACAUUGCCCGCAUCCUCUCAACACACAUCACCACGCAUUCGUUAGCAGACUCACCACCGCGUGCUUUAGGUAUGAAAAGAUCCAUUCAUACUGGGUGCACCUCCCGCCCGAGGUAAUCUCCGUGCGUCACGACACGCGCCGUAUGAGGGACGACCUUAUAGCGACACUCAAUGAACUCAUGCUGAAAGGUCACGAGACGUUCAGUAACUGUACGGACGUGGACGUAGAGAAGGAGUACGGCGCCUUUAAGCAACUCAUGGAACAGAUACACCUGGCGCUCACCUCACACGGACACGAAGACACGCACGCGGAGAGGGUCCGCCGCUUGUGGUCCGUAGCUGACAGUCUGCUGGCCGCUGAACGAGCGCUCAGGGACGCUGCUUCGCGGACACGACCUGCGGAACAUACGGCGGACGACAAACAAGACGCGGAGGAACAACACGACGUUACCAGCGACGGAAACGAGAACGCGCCAAGAGAAACUGAUAAGGAACAUAUUGAGGGUGACGAAGACCGGGGCGACAAGAAGACGGUGAAGCAGAUCAUAUCACAGUUACUGACGAACAACCAGCCGGCCAGUCAGGGCAUGUUAGUUCUUGGCGGGUUAGUGAGUGUGUUGGUUCACGCACACCAGGUGGGGUCGGUCGUCGCCGCGGCCCUCGCCUCGCUCGCCUACCACCGCUCGCUACAUCUACACAGAGCGAGUGUUCACGAGAGCGAGGAGGCAGAGACAGUUAGCUCUGUGCGUGAUAAGAGCGACGCGGACAAGACGAAGACUAAGACUAACGAACAUAUAGAGGUGUUACUGAAGGACGGUCUGUCGUGUCGCGUGUACUAUGCGUCUCAGUUCCACCGUCUACGUCACAUGCUGCUGGCGCCGCUGGAGGGAGGCCGGCACGACGCGGGCUGCUGCGACGACCCCCGGGACAAAGACAAGGGUCUCUGUGAGAUCGAGGAAGGCUUCAUCCGUUCGUUAGCUAGCUGCGUCCCGUGGGCGGCGCGCGGCGGCAAGUCCGGCUCUACGUUCUGUAAAACGAAAGACGACCGCUACGUCCUCAAGGAGAUGACGAAGCCCGAGUGGCAGCAGUUCCUGGAGUUCGCGCCGCACUACUUCAAGUACGUGACGAGCUGCACACAACACAAGCUGCCCAGUCUGCUGGCCAGGAUCGUGGGCGUGUACAGCGUGGGUGGCGCGGGCAGCGGCGUGCUCGUGAUGGAGAACGUGUGGUACCCGCCCACGACCGCCCACGACCACGAGCCGGAACAAGCACAGCUGAGGUUCGACCUCAAGGGAGCCAGCAGACAGAGACUCGCCUCGCCCGACAACAACCAAGUGCUGUUCGACGAGAACCUGCUGAGACUUCGUUGGGAGAAGCAGCUGUACGUGUCGGGUGCGGGCGCGCGCGCUCUGUGGGCCGCCAUCGACAGAGACACGCGCUUCCUCGCGGACAACCACGUCAUGGACUACUCGCUGCUGCUGGGGCUGAGGGGGCGGCACAUCGAGCUGGGGGUCAUCGACUACAUCCGCACCUUCACGUGGGACAAGAAGCUGGAGCACCUGGUGAAGAAGAACCUGGGCUCGGGCCAGCCGACGGUGGUGUCCCCCGAGCAGUACCGGCGCAGGUUCAUCGCCGCCACCAGGAAGUACUUCCUGCACUGUCCCUCGCACUGGGACCAUCUGUACGACAACCACUGCUGA
Messenger RNA from Danaus chrysippus (African queen), 4779 nucleotides. Lineage: Eukaryota; Metazoa; Arthropoda; Insecta; Lepidoptera; Nymphalidae. The record is from the annotation of a GenBank genome assembly.